AUGACAAGAGCUUAUGAAAAUUCUAACCCAUUAAGAUGUCCAGUUAGAUUACAUGAAAAGUAUAUAGCUCUGCGUCCAAAAAACGGUACAGUAGAUGCAUUUUAUCUGCGUCCCAUGAAGAUGCCAUGCUCUGAUGUUUGGUACUGUGAUUCUCCUGUAGGAAUUCAUACCAUACAGUCCACUGUUAAACGUUUAUGUCAGUCGGCUGGUAUAAUUGGAAACUUUAGUAAUCAUUCCCUUCGUGCCACAGCUGCAACUCGUUUAUAUCAAGCUGGAGUGGACGAGCAAUUGAUCACUGAAAAGACUGGACACCGAUCUAAUGCUGUACGAGCAUAUAAAAGAACAAGUGAUGCCCAGCAAGCCUCUGUGAGUUCAGUAUUGCAUAGUGGUUCCAAAAAACAUAAAUUGGAAGAAUUGGUGGAUACAAGCCCAACUAAAUUUAAGCAAGAACGUUGCGUUAAUGAGGAAACCAGUGACAAAGAACAUAAGGAACUCAGAGAGUUCAAACUUUCAAUGCCAGGAAUGAAUUUGUCCAUGAAAUUUGAUUCAUUUGACUGUAGUAUUGCUUCAAAAAUUGCAAUAAUAUGUUUGUUCUAG
Lottia gigantea (owl limpet) is the source of this 597-nucleotide messenger RNA. RefSeq lists its product as hypothetical. Gene Ontology annotation, biological process: DNA integration; DNA recombination. NCBI's taxonomy places the organism in Eukaryota, Metazoa, Mollusca, Gastropoda, Lottiidae. Gene Ontology annotation, molecular function: DNA binding. Bases 1 to 597 code for a protein of 198 amino acids. The transcript has a single exon. The record is from RefSeq and is a predicted model, not a curated record.